CGCCAAACGAAGGAACAGUUGUUCAUAGAACGGAAUCCAAAACUCAAUUCCUAUAUUGUCGCAAUAAUCCUCUCCGUCUGAUUCUUCCGAAAACCCUAAUUUUUCAUUUCAUUUUUCUUUCUAAUCAGCUUUUCAUUCCUCUCCUCUCCACCUCCUUUCAAAUUCAACAACAUCUUUGUAGCUAGCUGCAAUCGUCAACGUCAAAAAAGCAGAGGUUUCAGACACAAAAUUGUUUUCUCAGUUGUUUGCUUUUUCAGGAAAGACAAGCUUUUGAGCUUAUUCAUGCAGUACAAAUGGAAAUGCACUUCAAGUUUACAUGUCAAUAUCCUGACACUGAAAUGUGGAAAUAUAGUAUAACGUAAGUCAAGUACUCAAGUAAAAUUCAUAAAGGAUUUGGGGCAUCGCAAACCAAGUUCUCAGCAUUCGAAAUCCUGUGAGGGAAGAGAAGUAGAAAGUGUUGAAAUGGAUGGAGAGUCAAUUGAUCAUAGUAUACAAGAUAAACAAGCAAAAGUAGUUUCAGAAACUAUCGGUGACAGUCCGAGAAGUAAAGAUUCCAGCCGUGAGAGUGGAAGCAGUAGUGAUUCAGAAAAGCAAAUUUGUGUCAUCAGUAAAGUUGAAAGUGAUAAGGCUGAAUUCUCUGACACACAUACCGAUGACACUAAAAUCACGUCUUCAUCAGCUAGAAGGGGAACUUCUUGCUCUUUAUCCGAACCAUCAUCAGAUGAUUCCUUUGCAAUGGAGGAAUCAUUUACGUACACCAAAUCUGGGAAAGAUUAUGUUUCUAGCUCUGAGAGCUCUGACAAGUCUGAAGUUGACAACAACUUUGUACUUCCAACAUCAACAGAUGAAGUUAACAAUUUGAGCAACAGCCAAAAGGAUAUGUCACCAAUUGCUAGUCCCCCCCUCCAAGUGAUGGAUCGGUCUGGAAGUUAUAAUGCAUCUAUUAUUCCAUCUUCAAUUUUUGAAACAAAUGCUAAUCCUUCAGAAUGGAGUAUUGCUUCUAAUGAUUCACUAUUCAGUAUUCAAAUAGGGCAACCAAGUUUCUCCAGAGAAAAAGCGUUUAUGUAUGGUGAAUUAUGCUUGUCAAUGGAAUUGACCAAAUCUGGUGAGCUGAAUAACCAAGAACCUUCAGUUAUACUACAAAAGAUAGGCACUACUGAAAAUAAUGUUGCUGUAGAGGAGAUAGACACUUCCAUAAAGAGUGCUGAUGUAGAGGAACUGCAAGCAACAACAUCAUUUGGAUCUUUCAAGUUUGAGGGAGAAAGUCACCUUCUAGACGAUAACGAAACAGAGACUUCACCUGAAACAAAAAGUUUGAAAUCAUCCAAGUCCAAUGCGUCUAUUCCCUCUCAUAGAGACAAUGAAAUUUUACCUGAUCCUCCAUUAAAGAAGCGAUCACGGAAAGCCUACUUCUAUAGUUGUGGCUGGAUGAGCCAUUUGUGGCCGAGCUGCAAGUGUUUGAGUUGUUGCUCAUCAUUCUCCAGCUGUUGGAGAUGUAAUCGUACAAAGUGUCAUCAUGCCACCUCCCUAAUUUUGAAAGAAGAAGGAAAUGGUUCUACGAAGAUGGAUGUUUCACCACAGGAGUCAGAUAAACCACAUGAAUCAGAUAAACCACAUGAAUCAGAUAAAGAAGAAUCAGGAAUGGCUUCGGACUCUACAGCUAUCCAAACUAAACAAGAAUCCGAAGUGCUUUCCAAAUCAAAAGAUAAAAAUUGCAAUUGGCUCCAUUCUUUUUCUUGUCCAUGGAACCUACCUUCUAAAUCUAAACAUUGUUGUUGUUGUUGAGAGAUCUUUUACAGAAUUCAGAUGCCUCGUUUGUUUAUAGUUUACCACCACCUUUAGGUACAUAGGUUUGAUCACAUGGCAAUGAACACAUACGUUGGAGCUUCAUGUGAACCACUCUUCCCUUCAAAGAGUAAUAUGAAUGUAUAUGCGAGCUAGAUUCAUAAUGAGUAAAGAAAAAUUAUAUGGUUUCAUCAUAAA
Vigna radiata var. radiata (mung bean) is the source of this 1983-nucleotide messenger RNA. RefSeq lists its product as uncharacterized. Lineage: Eukaryota; Viridiplantae; Streptophyta; Magnoliopsida; Fabales; Fabaceae. The transcript has 4 exons. The coding region runs from base 463 to 1785 and encodes 440 amino acids. The record is from RefSeq and is a predicted model, not a curated record.